UACCAGUCCCCAGUGUUGUCUUCCAGAAUUUACAGAAAAACCCAUUCUCCUAAACCAACGAUUUCCUCAACGAGCAAUAACUCACCCGCAACAAUGGUGGAUGGUAACCCUUCGUAGUCAACCCGCAUCCUGCUUCUUUGAUUACAGCAUUUUACAUCAGAAAUCAGAAACCAGAGGAGCAGAAGGAUAUUGAAUUCGAAAUAUAAAUCACAAAGAUGAGCACGGUGGAUAAGAUGCUGAUAAAGGGUAUCCGGAGUUUCGACCCGGAGAACAAGAACGUCAUCACGUUUUUUAGACCUUUGACUCUAAUCGUCGGCCCAAACGGCGCCGGCAAAACGACUAUUAUUGAGUGCUUAAAGGUUGCUUGCACUGGCGAAUUGCCCCCAAAUGCACGGUCUGGUCACAGUUUCAUUCAUGACCCCAAGGUGGCAGGGGAGACAGAGACAAAAGCCCAGAUAAAGCUUCGGUUUAAGACGGCAGCAGGUAAGGAUGUGGUUUGCAUAAGGUCAUUCCAGCUGACCCAAAAGGCCACCAAGAUGGAGUACAAGGCCAUUGAGUCUGUGCUCCAGACAAUAAAUCCUCAUACUGGAGAGAAGGUUUGCCUAAGCUACCGAUGUGCUGAUAUGGACCGGGAAAUUCCUGCUCUCAUGGGGGUUUCUAAGGCUAUUCUUGAGAAUGUUAUUUUUGUUCAUCAAGAUGAGGCCAACUGGCCGUUACAAGAUCCUUCUACACUGAAAAAGAAGUUUGAUGACAUCUUCUCCGCUACUAGAUACACAAAGGCCUUGGAGGUUAUAAAAAAGCUUCACAAAGAUCAGGCUCAAGAGAUAAAGACAUAUAAGCUGAAACUUGAGAAUCUACAAACCUUGAAAGAUGCUGCAUACAAGAUGAUAAAGGAGAAUAUUAAGGAGAUUGCCAAGCUUCAAACUGCUGCUGAAGCUCAUAUGUCCUUGAAGAAUGAAAGAGACUUCACAAUUCAACAGCUUUUCGAGAAGCACAAUUUAGGGUCUCUUCCAAAUCGUCCCUUCAGCGACGAUGCUGCUUUGAACCUCAUAAAUCGAAUAAAAUUAAGGUCAAUGGAUCUUGACAAGGACUUGGAAGAUAAAAAGAAAUCUAAUGAAGCUGAAAUUAAGGCAGCAUUUGAUCAAUACAUGCACGCAAAUGAUCGGUGCAAAGAAAUUGAUGCCAAGAGAAAGGCUAAAGCCGAAAUCAAGACUGGCACUUUAAAACUUAUUGAAGAGAAGGAGAAAGAGCGUGAUGCAUUUGAACUUCAGAUUUUUAAUGUUAAUCUGGAAUCUAUUGACAGGAGGGACAAACAAAUGCAAAUUGACUUGGAGAGAAAGACUAAUCAACUAGCAGAAAGAAAUUUCGAUUCAAAUAUAAACCAAAAGCAGAGUGAGAUUUAUACCUUAGAACAAAAAAUUAGAGCUCUUAGCCAUGAAAGAGACUCCAUUCUUGCUGAUUCCCGAGACAGAGUUGAACUUUCUCUCAAGAAGGCAGAGUUGGAAAACCACAAAAAGAAACACAAAAAAAUAAUGGAUGAAUACAAGGAUAAAAUUAGAGGGGUACUUAAAGGUAGGCUCCCUCCUGACAAGGAUUUGAGGAAAGAAAUUACCAAGGCUCAAAGCUUGCUCCAGAAAGAGUAUAAUGAGUUGAACUCAAAAGCCCACGAAACUGAAAUGGAGGUGAAAAAAAUGGAGGUGAAAAUACAAGAAGUAAACAGUAACUUAUCCAAACUUCACAAGGACAUGGAAUCAAGGAGGAGAUUCAUUGAAUCGAAACUCCAAUCGUUGGACCAGCAAUCUGUUAGCAUUGAAUCGUACCUUGAAGUCUUGGAUAUUAACAAGGAAAAAAGAGAUGUCCAAAAAAGCAAAUAUAACAUUGCCGAUGGCAUGCGGCAAAUGUUUGAUCCUUUUGAAAGAGUUGCUCGUGCUCAUCAUAUUUGUCCGUGCUGUGAGAGACCUUUCUCAGCAGAAGAAGAAGAUGAAUUUGUUAAAAAGCAAAGAGUAAAAGCUGCAAGCUCUGCAGAGCAUAUGAAAGUACUGGCUAUGGAGUCUUCAAAUGCUGAUUUCCAGUUCCAGCAAUUAGACAAAAUUCGCAUGGUGUAUGAAGAAUAUGAUAAAAUCAGCAAAGAAACUAUUCCUCUCGCUGAAAGGAAUCUGAAAGAGCUAAACGAAGAACUGGAUCAACAAAAUCAGGCUCAUGAUGAUGUGCUUGGUGUUCUGGCUCAAAUAAAAGCUGAUAAGGACUUAGUUGAUGCCUUGAUACAACCAGUAGAAACCGCAGACAGGCUCUUCCAAGAAAUACAGGCUUUGCAGAAGCAAGUUAAUGAUUUAGAGUAUAAGCUUGAUUUUCGAGGGCAAGGUGUAAAAUCCCUAGAGGAAAUUCAAUUAGAGUUGAAUACAAUGCAGACUACUAAGGAUACUUUACAUCAGGAUAUUAAGAACUUGAACGAGGAAUGGAGGAACAUGGAUCAGGAUCUAUCAAAUCUUCAGGUAAGGUGGCAUUCUCUAAGGGAAGAAAAGGCUACUACUGCUAACACAUUGGGUAACAUUAAAAGAGCAGAGGAAGAGUUAGAUCGUUUGGCGGAGGAGAAAAGCCGAAUUGAGCUUGAUGAGAAGCAUUUGGCUGAGGCUAUUGGUCCUUUAAAGAAGGAGACAGAAAAAUUAUACAGUGACUACAGUGAUCUGAAACUCAAGCUUGAUCGUGAGUAUGACAAGCAGGAUAAAGUUAGAAGAGCAUAUCAACAGGAAGUUGAUACACUUAAUAGCAUGGCUUCUAAGAUCAAAGAGUAUAAUGACUUGAAAAGGGGAGAGAGAUUAAAAGAAUUACAAGAAAAACAGAUUCUAUCAGAGUCUCAGGUGCAGAAUUGUGAAACAAGAAUGUUGGAACUUUCUGCUGAACUGACUAAAAGUAAAGAUUUAAAGCGUGACCAAGAUCAACUGAGACGCAAUAUUGUGGAUAACUUGGAGUACAGGAACGUGAAGGCUCAAGCGGAUGAACUUACACUUGAGAUUGAAUCACUGGAAGAUAGAAUCCUGAAGAUGGGAGGCGUUUCCAUGAUAGAAACUGAGCUUGUGAGGCUCUCAAAAGAAAGAGAGAGACUUCUUACAGAAUUAAAUAGAUACCAGGGGACAUUAUCUGUAUACAAGGACAAUAUUUCCAAGAAUAAGGUUGAUCUGAAGCAGGCUCAGUAUAAGGACAUUGACAAACGUUAUUUUGAUCAACUGAUUCAGCUCAAGACAACUGAGAUGGCAAACAAGGACCUCGACCGCUAUUACAAUGCUCUGGACAAAGCACUUAUGCGGUUUCAUACUAUGAAAAUGGAAGAGAUAAAUAAGAUUAUAAGAGAACUGUGGCAGCAGACCUAUAGGGGACAAGAUAUAGAUUAUAUAAGCAUUCAUUCUGAUUCCGAAGGUGCUGGUACUCGAUCAUACAGCUAUAAGGUUUUAAUGCAAACUGGUGAUGCAGAGUUAGAAAUGCGAGGAAGAUGUAGUGCUGGUCAGAAGGUCCUUGCUUCUCUGAUAAUCAGAUUAGCACUAGCUGAAACUUUUUGCCUUAAUUGUGGAAUAUUGGCCCUUGAUGAACCAACUACAAACUUGGAUGGCCCUAAUUCUGAAUCUCUCGCUGCAGCUAUCCUGAGAAUAAUGGAGGAUAGAAAAGGUCAGGAAAACUUUCAACUGAUUGUCAUUACGCACGAUGAGCGGUUUGCUCAACUUAUUGGUCAAAGGCAACACGCUGAGAAGUAUUAUCGCAUAACGAAGGACGACUAUCAGCACAGCAUAAUUGAAGCCCAAGAAAUAUUUGAUUGAUGUCACUUUUAUGCUCCAGAUCAGGCCAUUUUUAUUAUAGCUUCAUAUGCAAUGACAUGAAAGUAGAGGCUGACCCUUCUCCCGGUUUAUCAGUGGUAACCAAUUAAGCUCCGUUGCAUUUGCUGUCUUCUUGAAUUGUGUGGGGAAGUGAAAUUAUUUUCUAAAAUAUCCAACUCCAAUUAGAGGAUUUGUUUCUUCUUUCCAAUUGAGGCUGCAAAGCUUAAUUGGAAAAGUGAAAUGCUUGUAAAAUAAUUGAAGGGUAUUUUCUCAAAUAUUAUGGCCAGACGUCAGAUUUCACGCUAGAGUUUCUAACUGAGUGACCAUUUGUGAAAUCGUUAUGAACUUUAGUGACCAUUGGUGAAAUAUCCGAAAUGUCUAUGCAUAAAGCCUAUAAUAUUCAUCGUACAA
Messenger RNA from Olea europaea var. sylvestris, 4217 nucleotides. RefSeq names its product DNA repair protein RAD50. Gene Ontology annotation, molecular function: G-quadruplex DNA binding; ATP hydrolysis activity; single-stranded telomeric DNA binding. Lineage: Eukaryota; Viridiplantae; Streptophyta; Magnoliopsida; Lamiales; Oleaceae. Gene Ontology annotation, cellular component: Mre11 complex; condensed nuclear chromosome. The transcript has 26 exons. The record is from RefSeq and is a predicted model, not a curated record. Gene Ontology annotation, biological process: double-strand break repair; telomere maintenance via recombination; chromosome organization involved in meiotic cell cycle. Bases 216 to 3809 code for a protein of 1197 amino acids.